This is a messenger RNA of Suillus paluster, 714 nucleotides long. RefSeq lists its product as uncharacterized. The record is from RefSeq and is a predicted model, not a curated record. NCBI's taxonomy places the organism in Eukaryota, Fungi, Basidiomycota, Agaricomycetes, Boletales, Suillaceae. The transcript is spliced from 4 exons. The coding region runs from base 102 to 629 and encodes 175 amino acids.
UGCGCGAACUACAAGUGCCCGUUCGGUCUCCUCCUGCCAGCCGUGUCAUUAUCACCUUCAACAGUCCAUAGCCCUCCCACCCUUCCCCCCUUGCUUCUACCAUGCACGCCAUGUAUCGUUGUUGCCAGAUGAGUGGAAACCACCAUCCCGGGUCCGCACUCGGCUUUGCUUCACUGCCCUCUGUUGGUUCGCUGUCGCAGGGCCCAAUCUUGAGGAGCUUUGGCGGGAGAGGAGUAGUGAGAGCUGGAAGAAACGUGAGCGCGAACGGCGGAGGCUCCACCUCGAAGUGCAACUUGCAAGAGUGGAUCUUUGUUUGGAGUCUCAUGCUUUCACUGGUGGUACCUGUGAGUGAGUAUCUCUACCAUAUUUACAGUGCGCAUGACUACCUGUUGAUAUUCGCGUCGCUUCUGUGCUCUAUCUUGGGGUUAUUAUUCCACAUGUUGCUCUUGCUAUACAGCGUGAUGAUCGAACUGCAUAAUCAGACUGACUUGGUCCAGGGGAGGCAGAAACCGUUCCAGUUGUCACGUCGCGAGGUCCUCGAUUAUGUCGCUCUCUCCCACAUAACGCACCUUGUUUGCGCUUUCUCUGCUGGGCGUUUUCUUAGACGGUUUCAUACAUAUUUUCUUUAGGGUAACUGUCUUUACCUCUCUUGUAGUGGUUGGCACGAUUGGCCUGCCCUUGGAUGCGGCAUAUAUGAGGAAUUGGCAAAGGUUG